Molecule: messenger RNA, 1189 nt
Organism: Quercus lobata
Lineage: Eukaryota; Viridiplantae; Streptophyta; Magnoliopsida; Fagales; Fagaceae
Product: HVA22-like protein j
Exons: 8
Coding region: 260-1024 (254 amino acids)
Source: RefSeq, a predicted model, not a curated record
UUCUUGCCAGUUUUUUUUGUUUUCCUUCUCAAAUUCUCUCUCUCUCUCUCUUUCACCCCAAGAGAGAGACAUUCGGUUCAAAGAAUCACAGAGAUCCUUCAUCCAAAGGAGAGCAGUGUUCGAACUUUGAACCAGUCUACUGUAUAUGAUCUUUGGUGGGUUUUAAUCUUUCAGAUACAAAAAAGGUCCAGUUUUGUAGUUUCUCUUUUGGUUUAGAUAGAAGGAAUUUUUGGCGGUUGUUAACGUAUAAGGAAUUGAAAUGCUGGGAGAUUUCAUAACCAGAUGUCUUGUGCUGAUUCUGGGGUAUGCAUAUCCUGCAUUGGAGUGUUACAAAACGAUGGAGAAGAACAGGGUCGAUAUUGAAGAACUCCGGUUUUGGUGUCAAUAUUGGAUCAUUGUGGCUAUGCUCACAAUUCUUGAGAGGAUUGGGGAUAUAUUCAUUUCAUGGGUGCCCAUGUAUGGUGAGCUGAAGCUGGCACUCUUUAUCUAUCUAUGGUAUCCCAAAACCAAGGGAAGCGGCUAUGUCUAUGAAACCGUGUUGCGGCCUUUCGUGUCUAAGCGCGAACCAGACAUUGACAGGAAGAUGCAGGAGUGGAGGUUAAGGGCCUGGGAUUUGGCCAUUUUCUAUUAUCAAAACUGCUCCGAAUUAGGACAGUCAGCAUUCUUCCAAGUCGUUGAGUACUUGAUGGGUCAGUCUGCAAGGUUCAAACACUCUCGCACAGAGAAAAAGGGCGAUAACAAUAAUUCAAGCACACAACAUCCACCCCCAAAUGUGCCAACAUUCGAUGGCACAGCCAACGGCAAUGGCGAGAAGUGGCCUCCGAUCCCAAGUGCCCCGCCAUUGCCUGGCACCACAAUAAACCGCAACGUGGCCGAGCCACCGAAAUCCAACCUGAUACAAGUCCUCCUCCACCAACAAAAGCAAAGAGAUCAACAAUUGGAGCCCGGCCGUGCCACCUCCCCUACUAGCCCAAGGCAACACCAAGCUGGCCUAAAGUUUAGGCGCUCAAAACCACACAAUUGAGAAAGAGAGAGGCAAAAGCAUUGUACAAAUUUGUAACAUAUAAAAAUAUUUAUACAUAUGUAAAAAUUCAAAUUCAAUUCAUUUCAUUCUUUCCCUACCAUUGUAACAUACACACAUUAAUUACACAUAUUUCCUAUGCUAAAAAAGCCUUGUACUUUACGACAA